CAGCCCGAGCCGCACAAAGCUGGAAACUGUAUCUUUAUUUCCCACCCGGAGCUCCGUUGGCUUCUAACCACGGCCGCUCUCGGUGAGGAAACUCUGGCCUCCGCUUCCUCCUCCUCCGACUCGGACACCGGCGGAGCGUCGCCGCCCCCGCGGAAGAAGCACCGAGCCUCGGCGGCGGAGGGAGCAGGAGAGCCCGGGGCUUCGACGUUUGUAGCAGGCCUACCCGGAGUUGUCUUAGGACUUGCCACACACUCUCAAGCCACCUCUGCUAUUCACUUUAACCGAAGUGCUGCCAAUAACCUCGGUGGUAGUAUGCAGGCAAACGGGGCAGGACAGGGACAAGAAUCAUCCGAGCUUUCCUGCUUAAACAGCGCACAAAACGGAGAGUCCUCCUCGGUUGGUGGACCUCACUCCAACGGGCUACCAUCCAGUACGGACAACGGCAACAGUGUCGGAACCAGUAAUGGCUCAUCGGCCGUUUCUACGGCUUCUACCUCGGAUGUUGGCUCUUGGAAAAAGAAGAAACGACUUUCGCAGGCCGAAGAAGAUGCCAUAAGAUUAAUAGGACAACAUCUCCACGGACUUGGGUUAAAUCAGACAGUGGACCAGCUGAUGCAGGAGUCGGGGUGCAGACUGGAGCACCCCUCAGCUACCAAGUUCCGCAAUCAUGUCAUGGAAGGAGAGUGGGACAAGGCUGAGAAUGAUCUCAACGAGUUGAGAGCACUGAUGCAUUCGCCCAAUGCUAUUGUGCGGAUGAAGUUCUUGCUGCUGCAGCAGAAGUACUUGGAGUAUCUGGAGGAUGGUAAAGUCCUGGAGGCACUGCAGGUUCUUCGAGGCGAGCUGACGCCACUGAAGUACAACACAGACCGUAUUCACGUACUCAGCGGGUACCUCAUGUGUAGCCAUGCUGAGGAUCUUAGGGCAAAGGCGGAAUGGGAGGGCAAAGGCACGACCUCCCGUUGCCGACUGCUCGACAAAUUACAGACCUAUCUACCCCCUUCGGUGAUGCUGCCCCCACGGCGACUGCAGACGUUGCUGCGGCAAGCGGUGGAGUUGCAGCGUGACCGCUGCCUCUAUCACAACACCAAACUAGACAGUAGCCUGGACUCGGUCUCUCUGCUCCUUGACCACGUUUGCAGCAGAAAACAGUUCCCCUGCUACACACAGCAGAUUCUGACUGAACACUGUAAUGAGGUGUGGUUCUGCAAAUUCUCCAACGAUGGCACCAAACUUGCCACUGGCUCCAAAGACACUACGGUCAUAGUUUGGCAAGUAGAUCCGGAGUCGCACCAGUUAAAGCUUCUGCGGACUCUAGAGGGACACGCUUAUGGAGUCUCCUACUUAGCCUGGAGUCCCGACGACACGUACCUGAUCGCUUGUGGACCUGACGACUGCUCCGAGCUCUGGCUUUGGAAUGUGCAGACGGGGGAGCUGCGGACCAAAAUGUCGCAGACCCAGGAGGAGAGUCUGACGAGUGUGGCUUGGACACCUGACGGCAAGCGCUUUGUCACAGGAGGACAAAGAGGACAGUUUUAUCAGUGUGACCUGGAUGGAAACUUGUUGGACUCUUGGGAAGGGGUGAGAGUGCAGUGCCUGUGGUGCCUGAGCGAUGGCAGGACAGUGCUGGCCUCAGACACGCACCAACGUAUCCGUGGAUACAACUUCGAGGACCUUACGGACAGAAACAUUGUCCAAGAGGACCACUCGAUCAUGUCGUUUACAGUUUCAAAAAACGGAAGAUUAGCUUUGUUAAAUGUAGCAAAUCAGGGAGUGCACUUGUGGGACUUACAGGACCGCGUGCUGGUUAGAAAGUACCAAGGUGUGACCCAGGGCUUCUAUACCAUUCACUCCUGCUUUGGAGGACACAAUGAAGACUUCAUUGCCAGUGGGAGUGAAGACCACAAAGUGUACAUCUGGCACCGGCGAGGAGAACUGCCCAUUGCAGAGCUCACCGGUCACACACGCACCGUCAACUGUGUAAGUUGGAACCCAACCAUCCCUGGACUUCUUGCCUCAGCCUCAGAUGAUGGCACAGUGAGAGUUUGGGGUCCUGCGCCUUUCCAGGACACACAAGAGGCAGAUGGACUGAAUGAAAACUGCAGUAACAUGGACAGUUGAUGAAAGCUGAUGGAGAAGAAGACAUUUCUCGUGGACAAUUACCUAAGAAUCCCACAAUGCGUAUAAAAUCUAAACAGGCGUCAACAAAAACACACAACUUAACGCAAGUCUAGAAAAUCGAAUCAAAAUGACAGAGGAGAAAAAAACUGGGACGAUUAGUCCUGACUGGCCUGAAGGUGAAGGCAACGGUGGACAUCAAAUCCGUGUCCUCGUUCUGAUGCAGAGGCUCAGCAGAACACCAAGCUCCAUCUGAUGGUGAGCUGUAGCUGCAGUUUUGUCCUCUUCCAACUGACCUGGCUUCCUCCAACUUGCUGCAUGACUAUGGCCAUGUAAGGUCACCUGGAAACUGACCUCCACCUUUAUCCCAAGGCACAUCACAACGCUGUGGCGCCUUGAGACAGGCACCUUUUACUCGACUUCACCUGUCUGCUUUACCAGUUAAAGUGCGGACAAGGAUGGGAUGUCCUAAGGGGAGGAUACUACAUAGGGGGAUAUAGCAACUCUUGUGUAUGUAUUUAUCCUCUUUUCUCUUGCUUUUCUUGUUGCAUUUGAUCAGUUGGACUAAGUCUGAAAAUCAAAUGCAACACCAGUUGAUGAUUUGAAAAAAAAAAGGCUAUGUUUAAUGUUGUUUUUUUAUGAUAGUGAUAGCUUAAUUCUCAUUUCAAAGGGGAAUCUUAGCUAAAGUAGCGCCCGUGGAACGCUUCAGCACUAAGAUUCAACUUUUCCUGUUCUCCACGUAAAUAAAAAAAAAGCUUUUUAUUCAUAAAUCCUCUCCUGGAGAGUUGCUGUAUUUCUGCCACCUGACAGCGCCCUGACGCUCCACGUAGUUGCUGCACAACCUCAUUACAUCCACCCGUCAAUGACACAGGUGACAUAUCAACAAGGAGCUGAGGGCCCCCUCCCCUCCCCCUGUCAGGACGUUAACAAUGACCCUUCCUCAAAGUGAGAGGUGGAGAUUUAGUAAAACUCGCUGUCUCUCCUCUGUGUGACUGUGAUAAAGCAUGCACACGCUCGCAGGAGUCUCGUGGUUGCAGUCAUGGUUGGCGUGUGUUUUGUAUCUGUGUUCAACUCACACCAGCAGAAGAACCCCUCCUCCCCAUGCCCCCUAAUCCCAAUACUAAAAUUGUAAAGAGGAUUUUAAACCAGUUCUAAGUUAUAUCCAAAGCCCCCAACGGGACCUCUAAAAAAAAGAAAUCUGUGGAACAAAGAAUACUUGAGAGCCAUUUUUGAAAAAGUUACGUUUUAAAUCUGGGGCUUUAAUUUUUACUGCAUAUUUAAUUUCCCCUUCUCACUGUGUGGCAGUUACACAGCACUGAGUUAUAGGAAUUGUUUUGCGAGUAAAUGACUUGCUUCAAGCCGUUAGCAGUGAUUGUAAUUGUGGUAGUUAGACUCAGCCCGUGAGAGAAGACAAGAAGUGUCAAUAACAUAAUGAGUUUGCUUUGAGCUGACUGUUCAGGGUGUGAAGUCCUUCAACACAAACUGCCUUCCUUUUCAUACAGUUGCACAUGUUUGAGAAAAAAAAAACAAAAAAAAAACUCACCCCACACACCCCCCCCGCCUUUUUCCCCCCACUGCACUUUUAGUUGGUGUACACACAAGGCUCCGCAAAAGUGUUGGCCUUGCAACAAUUUAAGUUUGCAACUUUUUGGAUCUAAAUCAAAUGAUUUCCAUAGCAAAAAGCCUCACUUUGCCUCUAUGCACCUCCUAAGAAAAGACCCCAAAUCUUACCGAAGCAAAUCACGCACACAGUCCCACGUGGAGGGCUCCACCCCUGGAUAUUCACCAUUAACAACCCCCACCGCACCCCACUCUCGAGCCAGGUGGUCAGUGCGACGCUCAAAGCUUUCUUCCCUUUUUUCAGGGCAUGUAAUAACUAUUUGCUACAGACUGAUAUACAGUAAAAUGUUUAAGAAACUGUGCUUUUCUGUCUGUUUUUACUGAAUAUUUUGUUACUUUAAGUUUUUGUUCACAUUAUAUCUUUUUUUUUUUUUUGGUUGACCUUUACCCCUGUAUGAUCAUAUUAAAAUAUAACCAGAUA
Synchiropus splendidus (mandarinfish) is the source of this 4156-nucleotide messenger RNA. RefSeq names its product WD repeat-containing protein 26. The coding region runs from base 313 to 2118 and encodes 601 amino acids. Gene Ontology annotation, biological process: proteasome-mediated ubiquitin-dependent protein catabolic process. Gene Ontology annotation, cellular component: GID complex. The transcript has 14 exons. The record is from RefSeq and is a predicted model, not a curated record. Lineage: Eukaryota; Metazoa; Chordata; Actinopteri; Syngnathiformes; Callionymidae. Gene Ontology annotation, molecular function: protein binding.